Molecule: messenger RNA, 3375 nt
Organism: Cercopithifilaria johnstoni
Lineage: Eukaryota; Metazoa; Nematoda; Chromadorea; Rhabditida; Onchocercidae
Source: the annotation of a GenBank genome assembly
AUGGACCACAUGAAGCUUUCUUUAUUUUGCAGUUUUCUCAUCCUGCUUUUAUCUUCGGUUAUAUCCGGAAAAAGUAGUCGUUUAAUUUCAAGAGGCUGGGAUCCCAAGCUAAAACAAAAAAUGACAACUAGGUCUUCCAAGCAGAAACAAGGCCAUAAGACUUCUAAAAUUGUAGCAGAGGAAAAAGAAGAAGUUAAUAGGGCUUCUGUCAAAAGACAUGCUGCUGGUACUUCAGAUCAAAAACAAAGAAGAAGGACUGAAACUUCAUCACAAAAACAAGAAAGAAUAAGUGAAAGUGAUAAACAGAAACGAAAAGAAACAGUAACGUUUCCAUUACAGAAGCAAAAAGAUGCAACUGCCACUUCCUUAAGGGAGAAAGAGGAAAUAUCUGGAAUUGCUGACCGGGAGAAAAAAACAAGUUUAAUUUGUGAACGGAAAAAGAAAGAAGAAAGAGCCGGAAUAUCGCGGCAAAAGCGUGAAAAAGAAGCUAUAGCUCCUGAACAAGAACAUAAAGCAACAAUUGUAACUCCUGUGCAAAGGCAAGAAAAAGUAACUAAAACUCCUAUGCAAGAAGAAAAAAGAAGAAAUGUUGCGCAGAAGGAAGAGAGAAUAGUCAGAACUUCUAGCCAAACUUCUAAGGCUCUAAUACCGAAAGAACGAGGAACGGUUGAAACUUCAGCUGAGGAGCAAGAAUUGCGAACUGAAAUCUAUUUUCAAAAACAAAAAGAAAUUACUAAAACUUCUAUGCAGAAGCAAGAGAAAGUAACCGAAACUUUGGUGCACAAGCUAGAAGCAGCACCUAUGCAGAAACAAGAAGGAGCGCUUGUCCAGAGGCAAGAAAGAACAACUGUAACCUCAACGCACGAACAAGAAGGAACACAUGGAGUUCUUGAUCAGAAACAGGGAACAACAGCUAGAACUCUGAUACGGAAGCAAAAAGAAAUACCUAUGACUUCGAUGCAAAGGCACGAAGGUACAACCGGUACUUCAGAGCAGAAACAAAAACAAACAGUUGGAACACCAGUACAGAAGCAAAAAGUCGUUCCAGUGCAAAAACAAGAAACAACAAAUGAAAAUCCAAUGCAGAAGAAAGAAGAAAUAACUGGAACUCUAGUGCAGAAACAAGAAACAGCAACUGGAACUAUUGCUCAGAAGCAAGAAGAAACAAUUAAAACUUCAUUACGGAAGGAAAAAAAGAAAAAAACUGUUGAAACGCUGGUGCAUAAGGAGGAAACAACACUUGAAACAUCGGUGCAAGAACAAGAAAGAAUACCUGAAACAACCGUACAAGAAGAAACAGCUAAAAGUGGUAUGCAGAUGCAAGAAGAAAAACUUCCGGAUGCUUCGGAAAAUGAAAAACUUGAAGUGUCUGCCGCAAGUUCAAUGCAGAUGGGACCGACUAUAAAUUACGUGCAUCCAUCAACGGCACCACUUUUUCCCUGUCAGGAAGUACAGUUGAGGCCAAUCAAAAUGCAGAUAGAAGCUUCUAGAGCGCCCCUUUAUAACCAAAUUGUUCAACAAUAUGGACCUAUUUCUGUUCCUCCAUUUCCGCAACAAGCUGCGACGCAAAUUUCAGAGGCUUCUGUACAUGAAACAGUUUCCAUUUUGUCAUAUUCAGUACAGUCGAACAUGCAAAUGGUGGAAACUCAAUUAGGACCGCUAUACACCCAAAUUCCACAACAAUAUGAACCAAUCCCUGUUCAGCCAUACCCAGUACAGCCCGAAAUGCAGAUGGUGGAAACUCGAUCAGGACCGUUAUACAGCCAAGUUCCACGACAAUAUGGACUCGUUCCUCUCUUAUCGCAAUUUCCCCCUCCAUUUCCCGAAUUAAUUGUACCGCCAAUGGCUGGAAUUCCCACACAUCCGCUACCUGGUCAAGUUAUACCGCAAUUCCCACCACCAGUCCCCGGAUUAGCUGUGCCGUCAAUAGCAGGAAUUCCCACAUAUCCGUUACCUGGUCAGGUCAUACCGCAAUUUCCUCCAGCAGUUCUACCUGUACCACCAAUAGCAGGAAUUCCCACAGAGCUAUUGCCUGGUGAAGUCGCACGGCAGUUUCUUCCGCCUCUUCCCGGACCUCCAAUAGCUCCUGGACCCAUUCAAGUCUUACAGCAAUUUGGUGUACCUCAUCCAGGACAGUUUCAAUUAGCACCCGGACCGUCUAUGCUUCCGAUUUCAGGAUUCCCACAAUAUAAUCAGCCAUACUCUCAGGUGCCACCUAGAAUAUUUCCUGGAAGUAAAGUAAAGCAAUUUCUGAAUCAAACUCAACAAUAUAAACCCCGUUAUAGGGCUAAAGGGGUUCUGGUCACCGAAGUAACCGUCCAUUUGUCCAAUCCGCCAACCAAUCUUUCUGUGGCGGAUAAUAAUUUAGAACAUCGAAAAGCAGAUACUAAAGAGAAAAAUGAACCGGAAGAGAAAAAAGAGCAAAAGGCAACCCAAGUCAAAUUCAUUUACGGUGAGGGUUCCAUGGUACGAAUUGAGGUAUCCGAAACACAAGAUAUUUCAAAGCAAUCGAAUAUCAGGUCAUGGCCCCGUGCCAGGAAGCAUCGUCGAGACAAAUUGGUUAUCAGACGUCAGGCUAAAAUGAUUGAUGAGCUUUUUCUACACGGACUAUCCGAUUCGAAGAGCUCAGAAGUGGAAUGUUGGGAUGAAAAAUUGGACGUAUCUCUAGAAAAUAUGCCAGAGAAAGUAUUGAUAAAAAUUUUUAAAUUCAUCGCUGAAGAACGAAACAAUAAUCCAAAUGUAAGCAUUAAUAAGAUGUACCGGCUGAAAUUGAUAUGCAGACGAUUUAAUGAUGUAUUGGAAAAUAAUGCGAAGGCAUUACCACUAUAUCAAGUUUCUGGACUUCGAAUUCAACCAAAAAAAGUGGGGCCAUUAGGCUAUUUUACAAUGGUUUAUCGUUAUGGUACAGGUGCCUUCGAGCCUCAAUGUGCUUGUUUGGAUUUAAUUGAUCUGCCACCGUUUCUGAGGCAUGACAUUAUAAAUGGUUUUAUACACAUAGAUAGAAUGGAACUUACAGAUCGGCUCUUCAUAACAUUGAAUAAAUUGACUUAUGGUGAAAAUGUACAAAAAAUCAUCUUUUCGAGAAUUGAAUCAAUUAGUCUUACUCCUGAAAGUGGAAUUUGCAUGUUUUUGGAUAAAUUUCCCAGAUUGUCGGAUCUAUGUUUCUUCGGUCAUUAUAACGAGAAUGAACUCGACCUUAACCAUAGUCAGGUAGUGAUGGAAAUGUAUAGAAGUGAAUAUGGCAACGGAAUGCUUACGGGAAAAGAAAUGAGAAUAAUGAUGGAAAGUUUGAAAAAUAAAAGAAAAAAACAAACUAAGCGAUCUGGGAUAAAAACAGUAGUCCCAAGAAAAACAAUAUUUAAAGAAUCGAAGUAA